AUGAAUAUCAUAGAAUGGGCCUUUGGCAAGCGCAUGACACCGGCAGAACGACUUCGCAAGCACCAGCGGGCUCUCGAAAAAACGCAACGAGAACUGGAUCGGGAAAGAGUCAAGCUUGAGAACCAAGAGAAGAAAUUGGUAGCGGAUAUCAAGAAGAGCGCGAAGAAUGGCCAGAUUGGGGCCUGCAAGAUCCAGGCAAAAGACUUGGUGCGCACGAGGAGGUAUAUCCAGAAAUUCUACCAGAUGAGGACUCAGCUACAGGCUAUUUCGUUACGAAUACAAACUGUUCGGAGUAACGAGCAAAUGAUGCAGUCGAUGAAAGGGGCCACGAUGCUGCUCGGAAGUAUGAAUCGACAAAUGAACCUGCCCGCUUUGCAGAGGAUCGCCAUGGAAUUCGAACGGGAGAACGACAUUAUGGACCAGCGGCAGGAAAUGAUGGACGAUGCCAUUGAUGAUGUCACUGGUUUAGAGGAUGAAGAAGAGGGAGAGGAAGUUGUCAAUCAGGUUCUCGACGAGAUCGGUGUCGACCUCAAUAACGCUCUUGGUGAAACUCCAACCGGGAUACAGAAAGCAGCAGUUCCCGAAGGACGAGUGGCCCAAGCAGUAGGAGGUGGAGGUGAAGAUGAUGAUCUGCAAGCCCGUCUUGACAGUCUGCGUCGAUAG
Rhinocladiella mackenziei CBS 650.93 is the source of this 663-nucleotide messenger RNA. RefSeq lists its product as uncharacterized. The coding region runs from base 1 to 663 and encodes 220 amino acids. Gene Ontology annotation, biological process: late endosome to vacuole transport; protein transport; endosome transport via multivesicular body sorting pathway. The transcript is spliced from 4 exons. Lineage: Eukaryota; Fungi; Ascomycota; Eurotiomycetes; Chaetothyriales; Herpotrichiellaceae. Gene Ontology annotation, cellular component: multivesicular body; ESCRT III complex. The record is from RefSeq and is a predicted model, not a curated record.